Sebastes umbrosus (honeycomb rockfish) is the source of this 5441-nucleotide messenger RNA. It is a transcript of the gene garem1, whose product is annotated as GRB2 associated, regulator of MAPK1. Bases 237 to 2837 code for a protein of 866 amino acids. NCBI's taxonomy places the organism in Eukaryota, Metazoa, Chordata, Actinopteri, Perciformes, Sebastidae. Gene Ontology annotation, molecular function: proline-rich region binding. The record is from RefSeq and is a predicted model, not a curated record. Gene Ontology annotation, biological process: cellular response to epidermal growth factor stimulus; epidermal growth factor receptor signaling pathway. The transcript is spliced from 6 exons.
GUGUUUCCUGUUAUUCCCUGAGGUUGACUGUAGAGCAGCUAGCCUGAUGCUAAACUAACAUGUCUCUGCUACAUCAGCAGACCUUCACGUAGCCAAAUGAAACGAGAAACAUGCGACGACUGAUCAGAAACGUGUCGAACAUGAAGCUGUGGAUGGAGACUGAUGUGUUGAUCAGCUGGUUAUCUUUAGUGUAGCUCUUUGUGUCACCGUGUCUGCUAGUUAGCUCCAGGGAGCUAAUGAGAGCUAGCAACAUGGAGCUGGGAACAAUGUUGUACAACAACCUGAAAGAUGUGACCUGGAGCACCACGUCUCUACCUUUAGACCAACUAGUCAGCUCUUACAGGCUGCCGCAGAUCGCCAGGCUGGAUCACGGUCAGUUGGUUGAAGGGCUCAGAGACAAUGACUACCUCUUGCUUCAUUCCUGCCGUCAGUGGACGACUAUUACUGCUCACAGUCUGGAGGAGGGACACUAUGUCAUUGGGCCCAAAAUAGAGAUCCCAGUGCACUAUGAAGGUCAGUUUAAGCUACUGGAGCAGGACAGAGAUGUCAAGGAGCCUGUGCAGUACUUCAACAGCGUGGAGGAGGUGGCCAAAGCAUUCCCUGAGAGGGUAUAUGUCAUGGAAGAAAUCACUUUCAAUGUUAAGAUGGCUUCAGGGGAAUGCAACGAAGAUACCGAAGUUUACAACAUUACACUAAGCACCGGUGACGAACUGACAUUAAUGGGCCAGGCUGAGAUCCUGUAUGCCAAGGCCUCCAGAGAAAAAUCCAGAUUCAACACAAUUUUUAAGAAGAUCGGGAAGCUGAACUCCAUCAGUAGGAUCGGUCGAAGCAAGAUGCCUUGCUUGAUCUGCAUGAACCACCGCACCAACGAGAGCAUCAGCCUGCCUUUCCAGUGCAAAGGCAGGUUCAGCACCUGCAGUCCGCUGGAGCUGCAGAUGCAGGACGGCGAGCACAUCAUCAGGAACAUUGUGGAGAAAACCCGUCUCCCUGUCAACGUCACAGUACCCAGCAGUCCGCCCCGCAACCAGCAUGACCUCCACCUCAUCCGCGAGGGUCACCGCUACAAAUUGGUCAACAUUCAGACGAAGACGGUGGUUGUGUGCUGCGUUCUACGGAGCCACAAAAUCUUCCCCAUCCAUUUUCCCUUUCAUAUGGCCAUGCCUAGAUUUAUUAUUCCAGAAGAACUGCUGCAAGGAGAGCUGUGGCUUGAAACUAUGGUACAUCGCUGGUUCUCCUUCUGCCAGGAGCAGUUUGACAUAGACGACUAUUCUCGUGCCGUCCGGGAUGUGCGGAUAGACUGGAACGACGACGGUAAGAGCCCUAAGAAAAGCAGUGGGAAUGGCAUUUGCAGUGGAAGCAGCGGAGGCAGCAGCAGCUCCAACGGUUGUCCCAACCACAUGCAGAUUCCCAGCUCUUUAACUUACGCCCGGGAUGAACUCACCCAGUCCUUCCACCGACUAUCUGUGUGUGUGUACGGCAGCAACCUGCAUGGCAACAGCGAGGUCAAUUUGCAGGGCUGUAUGACACUAUGUGGAGACUGGUCACUUCUGCCCUCUGAUAGCCUCCCUUCAGACUCGGGAGAAAAUGAACACUUUUUCCCCGACCUGAUGGAUAGCACCAACCAACUACCCUCCCUCAACAAAUCGGAUGUCCCCUAUGAGGAGCUGUGGUUGGAUCACUUGAGAGGUCAGAACCCAAAACCUUCUUCAAGUGAGGGAACUCGAGGCAUCAACAAUGGCUGUGGUACAACAGCAGCCCUGUCAUACCCAGUCACGUGUCCUAUUGGUGCAACACCCAGUUCAGACACGUCUCUUACUCCACCACCGGUUCCACCCAAGUCGGAAGCUGUGAAGGAAGAAUGUCGUCUUUUGAAUGCCCCACCAAUCCCUCCGCGAACUUUGAAACAGAUGCCAUCGGUGCCCAUCCCGUCAAAGCCACGGCAACAGGACACUCGGUCUCCAAGUCCAACCCUCUCCUAUUAUUCUUCUGGUCUUCACAACAUUAGUGGAGCAUCUGAGCAAGAGGCGGCCGACCCACAGGAGCAAAGCCACACGUGUUACCCCUGUAACUGGGGCAAAUCCCACAGCAAUGAGCCAACUGCUACGUUGCCCGGUGGUAGCCUGCCAUCAGACGGGAUGUCCUCCAGGUUGUCUUGGCCCAACAACUUCAGUGGAGUAGACUCGCACAGCAUGGAGGACUUUCUACCAGCCAGCUGUCGAAGUUACUACAGCUACCCCAGAAAGCGAUCCCAGAACACCCCAAAAACCUGUACAUCCAGCCUGGUUGACUUUGAUGGGGAGCAUGCACACAGCAGCAAAGCUUCUCAGUUCUGCACCAAAUCUUCAAGUUUCAACUCAGAAAUGUACAGAGACAAGCCAAUAGAAGAAUCUAACACCAAGCAGAGCCUCUCUUGCCCCAUCUUACCGCCGAGAACACCAAAAUCAAAUGCCACGACGAAGUGCACAGAUUUACUGUCAGGACCAGUCUGUGACAGUGAGCAGGAAACUUCCAAUUGCUCACCUACUCAACCCGAGCAGGGCACAAAAGAGAUCUAUUCCAUCUCUAACUCAUUAACUCCUACCCGUCCAUCCUCUCCUCCCACUGCAGAGUGGCAGCCCCCGUCCAGUCUGGCCGGUCUCUCUAUUGAAGAGAUGUCCAAAUCUCUCAGGUUUAUCGGCCUGCCAGAUGACAUUAUUUCUCUUUUUGUGUCGGAGAAGAUAGAUGGGAAUUUACUCCUGCAGCUCACUGAGGAGAUUUUGUCAGAGGACUUCAAGCUAAGCAAACUGCAGGUGAAGAAACUCAUGCAGUUCAUAAGUGGGUGGAGACCCAAGAUAUAACUAACAGUAUAUGACACUAAAUCCUGUUGUAAAGCAAAGAGUAAUGCCUUCAGUAUAUAUGCUAUGCACACCAAGCCACAAAGUGUGUCUUUUUGUGUAAUAUGAAUUUAAUUCCUUGUUACUAUAUUGUGGGGAAGAUAGUUAGAUAAUAUUUCUCAGCCCACAACUGAAUGGAAUCAUUUGGCACUUUCAUGAAGACAUUUUCAUGUCAGCUACUUAGUACUUUUUGUUUGCCCACAGCCUACUAGUGUUCAUGUCAUCACAAAAAUCCUAAUUUACAGUAAGCCAACAAAUGUAAAGGAAAACACUGAUGUGACAAAACUUGAAAAAAACAUUUUGUAGUGGAUACAUAAUAGGGAAUUUGGCUGAAUUUGGUAACCCCCAAAAAAAAGUUUGCAUCCCAAGCUUGCAAUUAUAUUGUUAUGCACUGGUGACAUAUGAUGUAUGCACCGUUUUCACGAGGUCAGGGAUGUGAUAGAGAUUGCUGCUGCAAGUGCAUUUCUAAACAUGAAUCAAAACAGUCGAUUUAAUUCGCUACUGUAGAAUGAAGUCAAAACCUGCCUAUUGCUAACAGGUAUUAAGAUAUACUUAUGUGCUUUUAAAAAAUGGACCCCUUUGAGCUCUUCUCAUGCUGAAAGCUUGGUCUGCAUCAUUGAACAUUCACUACUUUUUCAAAUGGAAGAAACAGUCAAUGAUGACAACCUUAUCUUUGAGCGUGUGCUAUCACACCGAUGCACAGUCCCUCAGAAAAUGAAUUGGAAAAAACAAGACAGUGGCGCUGUGAUGUUACAGCUCUAAAUAGAUUAAAUAUAAAGUCCUUUACGUUUUGAAGACCGGCAUUCUGGAUAACACCCAAAACAUCUGCUUCUAAUGUCAAUGGAGAAUUAGUUGGCGAUCAGAAAUCACAUCUGCAUUCUUGGUGUGAUAUUCUACUUUAUGGAACUAAAGUAGCAACGAGAUGUCAGACUUGUCAACUCUCCUCAUGCGAGGUCUUAUUUCUAUUUAAUGUCUUUUUAAUCUAAAGUUGAACUACUAUAUGGCUACUUCCUUUGACCAUAAACAUGUCUGCUAAAACACUUGAGGUUAUCCAUAGCAAAAAAAGACUAACAAAAUGAUGUCCUUAUUCUAAAACUAACAUGGAAAUAACCGACAGAGGUAACGGACCAUGACGUUCUACAUAAAAUACAAAUUAUGCAUCAUGCACUUUGGUAGAUUUCAGCUUAAUUAAUUGCAGUUAAGAUCAUUAAAUAUAAACUUAUAAAAGAAGAUUGUCUAUGUAGAGAGUUAAUGCACUACACGCUUUUUCAAAACUAAAAUGGUACUUCUCCUUUGUUCUCAUUGUGUGUAUUGUAAGUGUCCUCUAAUGCUAGAAACAUGUAAAAGAUAGCUUUUCUGCGCCUUAACCCAGAGACCUUAAAAUAUAUGAAAUUUCUCUUUGGCUUAACAUUUUCAUUUAGUCGAUUCCCUUGUCUUGAGAAUAUAAACAACAUGAACAUCAGGGAAAGAUGUGAAGAACGAUCGGCUCAACUGAAAUAUUGUUUUCUAUAGGUACCAAACGUUUUUUCCCUAUAGCCUUGAUUCAGAGUUGAUUUAUUUAUGCAGUAUUUAACACAAUGCAAAAUAUGCAGAAUAGUUAUUGUCAGAUUGGCUGAUAUAUGAAGGUGCCUAAGCAACAACAGCCUUUCUACAACCCAGGUCUGAUCUGUCGGCCAACAGCUGUUGUUUUUAUCCCCCCCCCUGACACUUUUUGCAGUGGGUUGUUACAUAUUUUACUUGAUAUUUUUAUUUUUUAUGUAAGUGCAAAUUUAAUGUGACUUUUAAAAGUUAUUACUAAUGUUGAAAUUAUUUUUAUUGAGAGAAAAAAAAACGUAUGUUUAAAUUUCUGUUUUGUUUUUUAUGAUUCUGUACAACUUGGGUUGGGUUUAUAAAUCCAUGAAUUAAAAUAACACUUGGUCACGAGGUAAAAAAAAAACAAAAAAAAAAAACUGCAAGCCUCAGUCAUGCUACAUGGACAGUGACCAAAAAAUAAUGUUAAUAAGCCAUGUGUUCAGGUAAUUUUCCAGAUUUCCUUGUCACUUUGUCACAGUGUCCAGAUCUUUCUAUGGGAAAUGGCAUGUGUCCCUUGACACUAUUAUGGUGAUUAAUGUCCUAUGCAAUAGCCAUGGCGAUCCAAAGAGACCAUGAGAGGAACAACUAAGCAAGUCAGUGACGAUAAAAGGCAGUGUAUGCAUAUUGAAAUUACCACAGCGUUCAUUUCAGGUUAAUGAAAAUCGUUCAUGCCAAAGGAUUCUUUUAAGUCAAUCAUUUUACUUGAAUAAUUCUGAGAUAUAAACUGUGAACACACUACGACAACUGACCCAGCCCCAUUAAUACACCAUCAUCAAGCAGUUCAAACUGAAGGGUAUUCCAUCUCUAUAAAGCCGGUCAACUCUGGACCGAGGCCCACAUGAAUUGCUACCAUAUUUGUUCAAAAACGAGGGAAACGACCGUGACACUGGGUUUAAAAACAUUAUUGCUCAACAUUAUGGAAAUCUGUCACCUUUCAGUUCAACUCUUGUUUCCCUAUUUUUGAUUGUAUUAUCUAUUAAAAAUGGAUUAACUGAU